Molecule: messenger RNA, 708 nt
Organism: Huiozyma naganishii CBS 8797
Lineage: Eukaryota; Fungi; Ascomycota; Saccharomycetes; Saccharomycetales; Saccharomycetaceae
Gene: ALG14
Product: N-acetylglucosaminyldiphosphodolichol N-acetylglucosaminyltransferase anchoring subunit ALG14
Exons: 1
Coding region: 1-708 (235 amino acids)
Biological process (GO): dolichol-linked oligosaccharide biosynthetic process
Cellular component (GO): UDP-N-acetylglucosamine transferase complex
Source: RefSeq, a predicted model, not a curated record
AUGGACUGGGCUUGGGUGUCUGUUAUUGUGCUGCUGGUCGCUGCCGUCUUUUCCGUGCGCCUGGCCCUGAUUCUGCCCUUCUGCAGGCGUCCAACAGAUGAAGAUGAGACGAUACUUGGUGGAGUCCAGUCCGGGAAGGGCGCCGCCAAGAGGAGACCGUUGCAACUGUUUGUGUUUUUAGGAUCUGGUGGACACACUGGAGAAAUGCUCAGGUUGCUGGAUACUUACCAUGAGUAUCUUCUGGACAGCAGGAACACAGUACACAUCGGCUACUCUGAUUUGCAAUCGAAGCAGAAGUUUCUCAAGUUGGCCGACAAGUACAAGUGCAAAAAUCGGUUAUACGAGUUUAAAAAGGCUAGAGAGGUCAACUCGAGUGCAUUACAAAGCGUGAAGACGGUGCUGACGACGCUAAUAACGUCUUUGAGCCAUGUGGUUCAGAUCAAGAAGGCGAUGAUGAGCAAACCUCACUUGGUUCUCCUGAACGGGCCGGGCACUUGCUGCAUCAUCACAUUGUUGUUCAAGUUGCUGGAUUUACUGCUAUUAUUCACAUCCUCACAUAUCGUUUAUGUCGAGUCCCUCGCGAGAAUACAAACUUUGAGCUUGACGGGCAAGAUCUUGUAUUUUUUGGCAGACGAAUUCGUGGUACAGUGGGAGGAACUAAAACUGACCAAGGCUCCGAGGGCCAAAUACUUUGGCAUACUGGUAUAG